AUGAGCAUGCUGUGCUUCUGCACCGGAACUGCUAGGCUAUCCAGAGUAUUCCUUUUUCUGACUCCAAAUUUCAGAUUCUUGAAGCACAGACGCAGAACACCACAAACCAAAAGCAACAAUAAGUGCGCAGACCGUCGAGUAUUUCCUGAGGAUUUCUUGACUGCCUUGAGGACAAUUGCCAUGCAGGAAGAUGAGCUGUCAGGUUUCAUCAUUACUCAAAGAGAUGCCAAGGAUAUCCUGGGAAUGGGCUUACAGGUUUCAAAACUUGAAAGCACAGAUACGGCCAAGCAAGGGCACGAAAGAAACUCUUAUCCAUUCUUGGCUUGCCCCUGA
This is a messenger RNA of Ilex paraguariensis (yerba mate), 333 nucleotides long. The record is from the annotation of a GenBank genome assembly. Lineage: Eukaryota; Viridiplantae; Streptophyta; Magnoliopsida; Aquifoliales; Aquifoliaceae.